ACACAACCUUCAAAACGAAAAACGCAAUAACUCCACAGCACAAGCCGGUGAAACCCAUUUUCCCGGCGUCGUCAACCCAUUUCUAACUCACCCUACCUCCUCUCUUUUACAUGAUCUUUAUCUCUUGAUCUCAACAUUUGGCUCUGCUUUUUCAAUUUUAGACGAUAUUGUACUUUUCUUUUUCAAAAAUGGGUUCCGAGCUUAUAUAUAGAGGCCAUGAGAGUCAGCCUGUUACAGAUUCGUAUCAACCUAAACGAAUCAAACCAUGGUUCGCCGUGACCCGACCCAUUCGGUACAUGCUCCGGGAGCAGCGUCUGGUGUUUGUACUGGUCGGCAUUGCUUUAGCCACUCUGUUUUUCAGUGUCAUCCCGUCGUCUCGUAACCCUGACGCUCACAACCACCUCGCGAUCUCUGAUUCGUUGUCUUACUACCCAGCGACGCAUGAGAGAAUUUACAACCCGCGCAUCGGGUUCGGGUCGUUUAAUUCGGGCGGGAAGGUGCCCUUGGGGCUAAAGCGUAAGGGUCUUAGAAUUGUUGUUACGGGUGGGGCCGGGUUUGUUGGUUCGCAUCUUGUGGACCGUUUGAUCGCCAGAGGUGACAGUGUUAUCGUGGUUGAUAACUUCUUCACGGGACGGAAGGAAAACGUGAUGCACCACUUUGGGAACCCAAAUUUCGAGCUCAUCAGACACGACGUCGUCGAGCCUCUCUUGCUGGAGGUUGACCAGAUCUACCAUCUCGCUUGUCCCGCAUCACCUGUUCAUUACAAGUUCAACCCCGUCAAGACUAUCAAGACGAAUGUGGUGGGAACAUUGAAUAUGCUUGGAUUGGCAAAGCGAGUGGGAGCGAGGUUUCUGUUAACCAGCACAAGUGAGGUGUACGGUGAUCCUCUUCAGCAUCCACAGAAGGAGACUUACUGGGGCAACGUCAAUCCCAUCGGUGUCCGAAGUUGUUACGACGAGGGAAAGCGAACAGCUGAAACGUUGACCAUGGACUAUCACCGAGGAGCUGGCGUUGAGGUUAGAAUUGCUAGGAUUUUCAACACUUAUGGGCCUCGUAUGUGUAUUGAUGAUGGACGUGUUGUUAGCAAUUUUGUUGCCCAGGCUUUAAGGAAGGAGCCUUUGACUGUCUAUGGUGAUGGAAAGCAGACAAGAAGUUUUCAAUUUGUUUCUGAUUUGGUGGAGGGUCUAAUGCGCUUGAUGGAAGGAGAGCAUGUGGGACCUUUUAAUCUUGGAAACCCUGGUGAAUUCACCAUGCUUGAACUUGCUCAGGUGGUCCAGGAGACAAUUGACCCCAAUGCUAAGAUAGAGUUCAGGGCCAACACUGAAGAUGACCCACACAAGAGGAAGCCUGAUAUCUCUAGGGCUAAAGAGCUCCUUGGUUGGGAACCCAAGGUAUCCCUGAGGAAGGGUCUUCCUCUAAUGGUCAAAGAUUUCCGGCAACGAGUCUUUGGUGACCAUAAGGAAAGUGGUGCCACCACGGCCACCACCUCCACCAAGACGUCAUCAUCCUAAGUUGGCGUGUAUACAUCAAGAGUGACAGGGAAAUGUUUGAUGCCAUACGAUUCCCUUAUUUUCAUUCUCUUGAACAAUAUGUUAGCAACAUCAACAGCAGCAGUAGUAGCAGAUGAGGCCUCUUGUUUCCUUUGAUAUAGGUUCGAAGUUAUCUUGAUUGGCGUAUGUUCCACUCGUCUUUGUAAUUUUUAUAUUUCUCCCCCUUCUAAACUUAAUAGACCGCGAGAUUUGAAACUACAAAAAUAACAUUAUAUCCUAUUCUUUUUUCAUGCAUCUUGGCCUGGUAGCGGCAGUAGCAAUAGAUUACCUGUUUCACU
Messenger RNA from Pistacia vera, 1828 nucleotides. Its product is annotated as UDP-glucuronic acid decarboxylase 2. Gene Ontology annotation, molecular function: NAD+ binding; UDP-glucuronate decarboxylase activity. Gene Ontology annotation, biological process: D-xylose metabolic process. Gene Ontology annotation, cellular component: cytoplasm. Lineage: Eukaryota; Viridiplantae; Streptophyta; Magnoliopsida; Sapindales; Anacardiaceae. The coding region runs from base 189 to 1511 and encodes 440 amino acids. The record is from RefSeq and is a predicted model, not a curated record. The transcript has 7 exons.